Molecule: messenger RNA, 2136 nt
Organism: Trypanosoma conorhini
Lineage: Eukaryota; Euglenozoa; Kinetoplastea; Trypanosomatida; Trypanosomatidae
Exons: 1
Coding region: 1-2136 (711 amino acids)
Molecular function (GO): protein binding
Source: RefSeq, a predicted model, not a curated record
AUGUCCUUUGGAGGUAGCAUCCAACAGGGGCGCGUCACCCUCACGCUGCACCGCGCGGAGUCCCUCGUCGCUCUCAACACGGACGGCAGCUCGGACCCCUACGUGACGGCCACGAUUGGCCAGCAGACGCAGGCAACCGCCGUGGUUCGCGGAACAACGAACCCGUCGUUUGACGCCACCCUCACCUUCACCGCCUGCCCCUUGCCGACCAUUCUGACGCUGCGGGUGCUCAACAAGGCAACGCAGGGCGGGACGGACGAGCUGCUCGGCAGCGCCACCCUGACACUCUUCUCGGCCCUGCCAAUGACCCGCCGCACGCUGCCGCUCGGGCACGGCGGUAACGUUGCGCUCUCGCAAAAGGCUCGUGAUGGCUGCGGCUCACUGGAAAUAUCGUACGAGGUUGCCAUCGUGACACCGGGCGAGGUGGCGGCGCAGACCCAACAGAGUGCGGCCAACGACGACCUUCCAGAGUUUUUGCGCGACGAUAGUGGACCCGGGAAGCUCACCUCGGCGUACGCUGCGUUAGAAAAACACGAGCCCGCGGCCGCGCCACAAUGGGCGUUUCCAACUUCCCUCGGUGGGCCUCUUGAAGUUCCGCAGGUGUCACAGCCACCGCAGCCGGUGCAGCCUGUACCCGCGCAACCGCCGCAGCUUUCGUUGGUGUCCGCCGCAACACAACCGCCACCUCUGCAGCAGCCAAGCGCCGCCGGUGCGCCGAAUGGGGUACUUGGGGUGGUUGCGACCCAGCCUUCUCUGCAUAAUUCCAGUGAGCGUGUGACGCCGCAGAACCCUGUUAUGAUUGCCUCACUGCCGCCGUCGUCGGUGGUGCCGAUGCAGCAGUUGCCCGCCAAUCCGUCCUUUUCUGUCGCCAGAAGUGUGGAAUCGCUAAAGAUGCCCGGCUUUUCAAGCGGUCAAUACCCUGUCGCCGCUAAUAGUCCGGUUAUUCCCGCUGCGCAGUCAUUGCAUGUUAUGCAGCCAUGCGUGCACGGCACCGCGGCGGUAGAUGAUGCUGGAAAUGUACAGCAGGUGGGAAGUGCAAGUGGCGCCAUGGCGGGGGGAGGUGGCUCGCGGCAGGUGCCGCCUCCCCCGUCACAGCCAACCGUCCGAUUCACGCCAGUGGCAACGCCCCCUUCAGUGAACGGCAGUCUGACGCCUAACUCGACCUUCGCCUCGUCCUCUACUCCCACUCCUAGUUGUACUCGACCCCAACAGGAGGCUCCUGUGCAGCUUCGGCAGCAGCAAGGGGCCGUGAAUUCUUUGCUCCCCGCGGCAACUGCUGGAGUGCCACCGCCGCCACCGCCGCCGCCGCCGCCGCCACCAGCACCAGCACCACCAUCAGUAACGGCGCCGUCAGGCACCGUUACGGGGGCAGGAGCUGCACCCACGGCCGCACCGACCACCACGACUGCCGCGGGGGGGAAUGAUGCAAAGCCUAAAAAAAAAGUGACUGUCAUGGCGUACGUGAAGGAGCGCAGUGGGAGUGCUGCAGCGUCGCCGCCCUCGACGGCGACGACGACUAAUACCUCAGCCACGAAAAGGGCAGCGGUGAAGGCCGUACCCCUGGCUGAUCGUGGGCCCCACCGCACGGCUGCAAUUUCCAUGCGGGAUAACCGUCGCUCUUUGUCUGCCGGUGGCACACGUUCCUCCUCUCGCGGACGCACGCCAGCCGCGGCGGCGGCGGCGGCGCUUGGCACCGCCCACAGCUCCCUCGCGUUGUACCAGUGGCCUGACGAGCUUCUUGCGGCUGCUGCGGAGGGGAACACGGCCUUGUUCCAAAAGCUUCGCGAUGAUGAUCCGCUGCUGUCGCGUGGUUUUGAGAAUGUGCGAGACUACUCAGGCCGCACCAUCUUGCACAUUGCCGCGUGGUACGGCCACACGGAUGUUCUCAAGAUACUCUUGCAGGCCUCGCCGUCGGUGCCAAUAAUAGAGCUACGGGCCCUGCGCUCCCACAACGGCAACACCAUUUUGCACAGCGCGGCGCAGGGCGGUCGGGCGGAGGUUGUGCAGUGGCUGCGUUUUGGGCACCCGGCUACAGGGGCGCUGGUUGGGCUGCGCAACGUGCACGGCUUCACCGCCACGGACUGCGCCCGCGAGGCUGGCUUUACAAACGUUGCAGCGAUGCUUGACGAGUCGUAG